UUACUUGACAUCGUUUUAUUAAUUUCCCAAAACAUAAAAUCGUGUUCCCUACUCAUUACAGCGGGGAAGGAGGCUACUCAGCCCAUUCGGUCGUACUAUCACAAUUAUCUUUGAAUACAGUUGUACAGAUAUAGUGGCCCAAAUAAGGAAGUCAGAAUGUUGGUGUAAUAUUACGCGUAAGCCCAGAUCAUUGCCGAGGAUGUGAUAUUACAUAGAAUCAAGUCGAUUACAGGCUGUGGGUUGGAGCGGCGCUGUGGUUAGUGGAAGCCUUUCGCGUCACUGUAAUGUUGGAGUCCUGUUUGUAUCCCGCCCGUGGGGCUGAACCAGGAAAAGAGAGAGAGAGCCGACCAACAGCGGCUCCAGGAUCAACUGAUGCUCUCACUCCCGCGCAGGGAGACAGUUGCAGGCUCCAAUUGCCAUGCCUGACAACUUUUCGACAUCAUCAGUGUUGGAACCCAGGGAGGAUCUGUGCGAAUAAAUGUUCCAGCAGUGAGAGCGAAAUCCGUGCACUGAGUCCACGCUUAGUGUGCUGAAAGUGAAUUCAGCGUCAGGGAUUGGCAGAAGAUGAAAUUUGGAAGCGGCACUUUGAUCCUGAAUGUUGGGGGGACCCGAUAUUCGUUCCCGAAGGAUGUGAUUAAGGACUUUCCCCUCAGAAGGGUUAGCAGACUUCACAGCUGCGUCUCGGAGAAAGAGGUGCUGGAAGUGUGUGAUGACUAUGAUCACGAAAGGAACGAAUAUUUUUUUGACAGGCACUCCGAGGCUUUCGGGUUCAUCAUGCUCUACGUCAAGUACGGCAAGCUCCGGUUUGUCCCUCACAUGUGCGAGUUGUCCUUUUACAACGAGUUAAUUUACUGGGGACUGGACCGCUCGCACCUCGAAUAUUGCUGCCAAAGGCGGCUGGAUGACAGGAUGUCCGACACCUACACCUUCUACUCAGAGGAAGAGGAAGAGCUGAAAAAGCAGAAGAAGAAGGAGUUAAAAAAAAGCCCUCAGUUUAAUAGGAAGUGGCUGGACAGGAUGAGGAGGACUUUUGAGGAGCCCACCUCGUCUGUAGCGGCCCAGAUUCUGGCCACCGUGUCCGUUCUAUUUGUUAUUGUUUCCAUGGUGGUGUUGUGCGCUAGCACCCUGCCUGACUGGAAAACAGCCGAAAACAACAGUGUGGAGGAGCACAGGUACACAGAAAAUUUAAUGGGACCAUCAGGGAUAAUCGAAGCGAUCUGCAUGGGUUGGUUCACCGCCGAGUGCAUCGUGAGGUUCCUCGUCUCAAAAAACAAGUGCGAUUUUAUGAGGAAGCCCUUGAACAUAAUCGACCUGAUGGCUAUCACCCCGUACUACAUUUCGGUGCUAAUGUCCUUCUUCACCGGGGAGAACUCUCAGUUACAGAGGGCUGGAGUGACGCUCAGGGUCUUGAGGAUGAUGAGGAUAUUCUGGGUCAUCAAACUUGCUCGGCACUUUAUCGGUUUGCAGACACUGGGCUUGACCCUAAAACGCUGCUACCGGGAGAUGGUCAUGCUCCUUGUCUUUAUCUGCGUGGCCAUGGCCAUAUUUGGUGCCCUUGCCCAGUUGUUGGAAAGCGGGCUUGACCUGGAGGAUAAAAACGAGGCCUAUGCCAGUAUCCCCGCCUCAUGCUGGUGGGUGAUCAUCUCCAUGACUACUGUGGGAUACGGGGACAUGUACCCGUUCACCGUUCCCGGCAGGAUCCUAGGAGGAAUGUGUGUUGUCAGUGGCAUUGUCCUCCUUGCACUGCCCAUCACUUUCAUCUACCACAGCUUCGUGCAUUGUUACCAUGAGCUCAAAUUCAGGUCGGCUCGCUGCGGUAGGAGCUUAUCCUUGGAGUAUCUAAACUGA
Molecule: messenger RNA, 1848 nt
Organism: Pristis pectinata (smalltooth sawfish)
Lineage: Eukaryota; Metazoa; Chordata; Chondrichthyes; Rhinopristiformes; Pristidae
Gene: kcng3
Product: potassium voltage-gated channel, subfamily G, member 3
Exons: 2
Coding region: 565-1848 (427 amino acids)
Biological process (GO): potassium ion transmembrane transport; protein homooligomerization
Cellular component (GO): membrane; voltage-gated potassium channel complex
Molecular function (GO): delayed rectifier potassium channel activity
Source: RefSeq, a predicted model, not a curated record